CCUUGAUUCGGCCGGUCGGCAAUUUGCUCCGAAAGCAUUUUCACUGUCAAUCUCCAAUGCAUCCACCGACACCUUGCCAAGGACAAUCUUAUGACGAACGAAUCCACCCGUCGCCGCUGGUCGGUCACCACCCUGGAUAUCUACUACGCCCAAGAAUUUAAACAACACUGAGGCUCGUUCUUUUCUUGCUCUACACUGUGUGAUUAAAUCGUAUUAUCCAAAAAUGCAUCCUCAACUGUCCAGAGCACAAGUCUUAUCCAAUCUUGCUGUUACACCUGAUUGUAUAGGCCUCGAAGAACAGCCAUCUGCCUCCAUCGAACGGGAAAAGCUACAAACGGUCCUAACAACUCAGUCAUCUUCGAAUACUGCAAUUGAUGGAAUCCGAUCGGAUGACACUCGGAUUUUGUUGGCCUUGUCUACUCCUCUAGGUCUUCAUCUCGCGCAUGGGCUCGCGUAUACGGUCGGCUCUGCCCUAGGUUGUGUUCCGCCUAGUGUAGAAGAGUGCUUGGUUGCAUUUACAACGACGAACAGAGUCAAUCUCACAGCAGGUGCUCGGGCGUGGUCGAAACAUGCUCACAGGUCAUUUGUCGAGUCCGACUCGCAGGUUCUCCAAUUAAGUCAAUCACUAGAUGCCGGUGAUCGAAAUGCAUUUACUGAACAGCAGCAAAAACAGAGGAAACCGCCGCCACCCAUGGGCUGGUGGGGAAAACCCUCUGGACCUGUAGCAACUAUCAACGAGAACGCCUUGCAUUUGUUCUGGAAAAUCAUCGGUAAUGCUUCAUGGAGAAAUCUACACUGGCUACCGCAUUCGGUGCUGGUUUAUGAAGUUCGAGUGAAGAUGGGAUAUGGGAUGAGGUGGUCUCAAGAUCGGAGUCAGAUGGAUCAGGGGAGGCAGUCUGGACCGCUGGCUGUUCAGAUUAUAGACAUGCCCCGAAGAAGCGACGACGGACCCGAUAAGGAAGUAGCUAGAGGACUCAGAGCUAAAGUCAUGAACAUGAACGACAGAGGGGAUGCUGAUGAUGGACUAGAUACGGAUCAUCCACCGUGGAUAUUCAGAGGGUUUGUUGAACCUAUGAUGGAGGAUGGUCAUGAAAAAGGCUGGAGACAUGCUCCUUAAAGAGAAGGUUCGCUGCGUUGGAUUCCAUUAUCGUGAGUCGACAUCUGGCUUCAAGUCUCGUUUUCAGUUUCUAGUAUCUGUCCGCACACUUCCGCAUUCUUCUAUCUCUUCAACAGAGUUAAACGGGUCCUUAUAGCAGUGAGACUCGCGCCUCCUUGAUGUCUCUCUUUUCCGGAAGUAGCAUUGUACCGGCGAUUAAUCGAUUACGAGUCGGAGCAGGAUUUCCAUUUGAUGACAAGUCCAGGGAGAUAGUAUCGUGGGGGACUCGAAAUCCUUUUGUUCGGCUUGGAAAUAGUCUAUGGAGUAUCAUAGAUGUUUA
Lentinula edodes (shiitake mushroom) is the source of this 1436-nucleotide messenger RNA. RefSeq lists its product as uncharacterized. The coding region runs from base 224 to 1117 and encodes 297 amino acids. The record is from RefSeq and is a predicted model, not a curated record. Lineage: Eukaryota; Fungi; Basidiomycota; Agaricomycetes; Agaricales; Omphalotaceae. The transcript has 2 exons.